Molecule: messenger RNA, 801 nt
Organism: Oppiella nova
Lineage: Eukaryota; Metazoa; Arthropoda; Arachnida; Sarcoptiformes; Oppiidae
Source: the annotation of a GenBank genome assembly
AUGGAUAAUAAGGACGAAUUGGUUCAGAGGGCAAAGCUGGCCGAACAGGCGGAACGGUAUGACGAUAUGGCCGCCGCCAUGAAACAGGUGACGGAGACGGGCGUCGAGCUGUCCAACGAGGAGCGCAACCUGUUGUCCGUGGCCUACAAGAACGUUGUGGGCGCCCGACGCUCCUCCUGGCGGGUCAUCUCAUCCAUCGAACAGAAGACCGAGGGCUCCGAACGCAAGCAACAGAUGGCCAGAGAGUACAGAGAGAAAGUCGAGAAGGAGUUGCGGGAGAUCUGCUACGAUGUGCUCGUAUGUUGCCUACCAAACACCCGUUCCCCUCUCAGAAGACCGAGGGCUCCGAACGCAAGCAACAGAUGGCCAGAGAGUACAGAGAGAAAGUCGAGAAGGAGUUGCGGGAGAUCUGCUACGAUGUGCUCGUAUGUUGCCUACCAAACACCCGUUCCCCUCUCGCCAUACAUGCCGUCCUCUUUCUAUCAUAUCUCUGUAUUUGCUUUGCCUAUCGAUUAUCUAUAUGACUCACAUUUGGCUGUAUGUCUAAUACCUGUNGGACUUCUCGACAAGUUUUUGAUCCCAAAGGCCAGUAAUGCCGAAAGUAAAGUGUUUUACCUUAAAAUGAAAGGCGAUUAUUACCGAUAUCUGGCCGAAGUGGCCACUGGUGACCAAAGGAACAGUGUUGUGGAUGAGUCGCAAAAGGCCUAUCAGGAGGCGUUCGACAUAAGCAAAAGCAAGAUGCAGCCGACGCACCCGAUCCGGUUGGGUCUGGCGCUCAACUUCUCUGUCUUUUACUAUGAG